This is a messenger RNA of Panicum hallii, 1821 nucleotides long. Its product is annotated as delta-aminolevulinic acid dehydratase, chloroplastic. Gene Ontology annotation, biological process: heme biosynthetic process. The record is from RefSeq and is a predicted model, not a curated record. The transcript has 13 exons. NCBI's taxonomy places the organism in Eukaryota, Viridiplantae, Streptophyta, Magnoliopsida, Poales, Poaceae. Gene Ontology annotation, cellular component: cytosol. Bases 159 to 1439 code for a protein of 426 amino acids. Gene Ontology annotation, molecular function: zinc ion binding; porphobilinogen synthase activity.
GAGGAUGGCGACAAAGAAACGCAAGCCUCUAGCAGUCUAAGGCGGGCGUCGCCAUCGGCAAACCGAGGCCACAGGAUUAGCAGCCCUCUCCGAAAUCCCUCUCGUGCUGCUGCAUCUCCUCCCCCUCAUCUUCUUCUUCUCCAGCGUCCAGUUAGGCCAUGGCGUCCACCGUCUCCUUCUCCCCUACCAACGUGCAGAUGCUCCAGGGUAGGAGCGGCCACGGUCACUCAGCCUUCGGGAGCUGCUUCGCUGUUCCAAGAGCCGGGCCAAGGUUGCGUUCCACGGCUGUCAGGGUCAGCAGCGAGCAGGAGGCGGCGGCGGCCGUCAGGGCACCGUCAGGGAGGUCCAUCGAGGAGUGCGAGGCCGACGCCGUCGCUGGGAAAUUCCCUGCUCCCCCGCCCUUGGUUAGACCAAAGGCUCCUGAAGGAACACCGGAGAUCAGGCCCCUUGACAUGACAAAGCGUCCUCGUCGCAACAGGAAGUCGCCUGCUCUUAGGGCUGCAUUCCAGGAGACGAGCAUCUCACCUGCCAAUUUUGUGCUCCCAUUGUUUAUCCAUGAAGGAGAAGAUGAUGCUCCUAUUGGAGCUAUGCCAGGGUGCUAUAGGCUUGGGUGGAGACAUGGACUUCUUGAUGAGGUUUACAAGGCACGCGAUGUUGGUGUUAACAGUUUCGUUCUAUUUCCAAAAGUUCCCGAUGCAUUGAAGACUCCAACAGGAGAUGAAGCAUAUAAUGAUAAUGGUCUGGUUCCACGUACAAUCCGCUUGCUUAAAGACAAAUUCCCUGAUAUUGUUAUCUACACGGAUGUUGCAUUAGAUCCUUAUUCGUCUGAUGGCCAUGAUGGUAUUGUGAGAGAAGAUGGAGUAAUUAUGAAUGAUGAAACAGUUUAUCAGUUGUGCAAGCAAGCUGUUUCACAGGCCCGUGCUGGUGCUGAUGUUGUCAGCCCUAGUGACAUGAUGGAUGGCCGUGUUGGAGCACUUCGUGCUGCUCUUGAUGCUGAGGGUUUCCAUGAUGUUUCCAUUAUGUCCUACACGGCGAAGUAUGCCAGUUCAUUUUAUGGCCCAUUCAGAGAAGCUUUAGAUUCAAAUCCAAGAUUUGGAGACAAGAAGACUUAUCAGAUGAACCCAGCCAACUACAGAGAAGCCCUCAUAGAAACUGCAGCAGAUGAGGCAGAAGGAGCUGACAUUCUUCUAGUCAAACCAGGAUUACCAUACUUGGAUGUCAUCCGACUUCUUCGGGAUAAUUCAGCGCUGCCGAUUGCUGCUUACCAGGUUUCGGGCGAGUACUCGAUGAUCAAAGCCGGCGGGGCGCUGGGCAUGAUCGACGAGCAGAAGGUGAUGAUGGAGUCGCUCAUGUGCCUGCGGCGUGCCGGCGCUGACAUCAUCCUGACCUACUUCGCCCGUCAGGCCGCGGGCGUCCUGUGCGGCAUGGGAUCCAAGUAGGUCAACCCUGAAGAAACCCUGAAGUAGGUCACGCGACGUGAUGAGUUUUGAGUUCAGGCUUGUCCUGCAGCCGCGCCAGUUGGUUGCCAGUAGCAGCUUGCAAAUAUCGGGCAUGUUUGGUUGUAUAUCUCAAGCGUUAAAAAUUGCCAUACAUUUUCUGCCACACCUGUCCGCCACACCUGGCUAAGGUUAGACCCUGAAAUUCUGCGCCACACCUUAGCACGCUUAAGAGAAUCUUGCCACGUUUUUACAGGUCAUUGACGAGUGAGACAUAGAAAAAUCUUGCCACAAAUGUAGAUACAAACUAAAUGUACGUCUAAUUCGGUCAAACCUGUCUAACCUUAGGCGUGGCAAACUGUAGCAAUUGAGGCAGCGAACCAAA